AAAACAUCAUAUUUUGUGUCGGAGGUACAGCGCAUUUAUCACCAAAAACGACAAGUGAAAAGCCCGUAUGUAUGACGUCACGCUAAAAUUCAGUUUUCGGUAGUUGAAAAAAGGAUUUGAACAAUAGAGCCCCAGCAAGAUGGGGUGGUCCUUCUUCCUAGGUGUUUUUUACAUGGCUUUGAUGACGAAAGCACAAGAUGGAAAAUCGGGGAGAGGAAAUGCACUUGCUUGUCACCAAAGAUGGACCUUGUUGUACGCUAACAGCGGAAAUGGAACAACAGUUUACGGUGAAAAGAGGGACCUAAUCAAAGCCACACUUUCCGGAGCAGACGUUAGAAUAUUCAUUCCGUCCUGGGGACCAGGAGGAUAUUUGACAAGCGUCCAAAAUACACAGACUAUAAAAAAUAAUGUGUGCGCCCAAGCGCUCUUUCAUGUUAGUAAAGCGUCUUAUGACACGUUCCAGGAAGUUCCAUAUUUUUGGUUUGUGAAUUUGUGUAGUACGGGUCACGUGCAUAUGGCAAGAUAUUUCAUUGGUAACCAUGUCUCUGCGGGUAUUAAUGGCGACUAUGUUGACAUGCAGUGGUAUGUUAGAAAAUAUCCAGAUCCAGUGUAUUCGCACACCCAAGAUGGUACCAUCAUUUCCGGUAACGUUCGUGACGUCAUCUACGCAAUUGAGGCUGGUGCGGAUAUUCGAAUUGUUGAUCGUCAACUUGGAUAUGGAGUACGCAUGGACAAUGUCGAAGUUUCCUUUGAUCGUACGGUUGCCGCUGGGCAGUCUUUAUGGCAUGUUAGCGAAAGAAUGAAUGGGCCUAAUCUAGAAUUUCAGGGAGACGAUUACUGGUGGUUCUCCGUCUGGUGUACGGACGGAACUGUAGACGUGUCGAGAUGGAACGUUGGAGAGCAUGUAAAGCGAGGAAACAGCAGCAUGCAACAAUCAAUGAACUGGUAUGCUGACAGUUGCUGGCAGAUGGCAUAUAAACACGACGCUCAGGGUAAACUGGAGGACGGAUCACUCGAGUUGCUUCGCCUUGCAGUCGAAACCGGCCACAGAAUUAAAGUUCUUAUAGAUGGUGCCAUAACAGUAGAACCUGACCAAAUAAAUGUAAGGGGAGGUCAUAUAAAUGCUGAAAUAUUGAGUCUCGCUUCUAAACAAGAUCUGAAAUCCUUCACCGAUGACGUGUUUUGGGACUGGCGGGUACUAACCACCACUGGUACGGAGACGUCAGAAUAUUUCAACGUUGGAGAAUAUUUCAACAGAGGUAAUACAAUAAAAAAGAAGCCCAUGACUUGGUUUAUAGACACUAGGACAUGGAACAGAGUUCUCGUCAAUGAUAAAGACGGGACCAUUUUAGCUGGUUCAAAACAGCAGCUUAUUGAUGCCAUUUUGCUUGGAGCCGAGGUCAGAUAUAAACUAACAUUUACUUCAAAUGCCAUCACUCAUCAAGCAGACAACCUGGAAAUAAGUGCUGAUGGAAACGUCGGUGCGAUGCACGUGCGCUCAGUGAGUCUUAAAUUCACACCUGGGUCUCAGUACGAAGUCACCUUCCAGAACAGCCCAUACUUUUGGUUCACGAUAGUUUCUACGACUGGUAAAGUGGAUAUAUCACGAUGGACAGUUGGUGAACACGUGAACAGAAGACACACCCACUUGUUUGUGAAGGUCGAGUGGUUUGUUAGCUUAUAAGAUUACUAGACUCUUAUUGUAACGCAAGCAUAACGCAGAUAAUUCCUCGCACGCUGUAUGGGUUAACGUACAACGUUACGUGCUUACGUAUAGAAGGAACACUUUACGUUUUUAAAUCUAUAAAUCGAAUCAAAACGCGGCUUAACUCUUUUUCGAUCGUAGCAUCAUGAGCAGCUAUACUUUUUAUUAUUAAACAUUUUCAUAGUAGUGGAUUUGACGGUUUCUGACGGUACACAACAUGGCUGUAUAGUGAAAUCAUAGAUCAAACAGGCAGUGUUUACAUGAACUAAACACGUACAUUUACUAUCUGACGAACACAUAGAUUUACAAUCAGCUGAACGUAACAUGAAAUAUAAACGCUGUGCUACACCACUAAGUGCAUUGUAGCACUCGGUAUCAAAUUGUAGCCGAUUCGUAGUUGUAUUACGAUGGGUUUUCAAAUGAAAUAAAUUUUGGUACAUACAAAAUGCAAUAAAUGAAUAACUUAAGACCUGUUUAAUGAAUAACUUAAGACUAGUUUUAUGAAUAACUUAGGCUAUUUCUCAUUAAAAGAUUAUUUUUAACACAUGUACACGUGUUUCGCACAUGGACACGUGAUUUUUACUUGUCUCUUUUGUAGUCAUUGGCAAUGGUGCAGUUGCAGCAUGCGUUGUGUCCAAUGCACUUUUAAAUUACUAGUGACUACUUGGCCGAAUUUGGUAUUAAGUACCAAACUCGGCCGAACCGUUGUGUGGUAUCCGUUAUCAAAAUGUGUUAGUAUCACUUUAAGGUGUAAGCCCGCCCGCUUAGCUCAAUAGGGAGAGCGCAGAUCUACGGAUCGCGGGGUCGCAAGUUCGAGCUCUGGGCGAGGCGUAUGUUCUCUGUGACGAUUUUAUAAAAGACAUUGUGUCUCAAGUCAUUCGUCCUCCACCGCUGAUUCAUGUGGAGAAGUUGGUAGUUACUUUCGGAGAACAAGUUUGUACUGGUACAGAAUCCAGGAAUACUGGUUAGGUUAACUGCCCGCCGUUACAUAACUGAAAUACUGUUAAAAACGGCGUUAAACCCAAAACAAACAAACAAACUUUAUGGUUUAACAUACGCUACAUGUACCGCGGUACGUUGACAGAUUUAGCGUGUGAGGGGAAUUAUGCAGUGCAUCUAUACGAGCCAUUGCUUAAGGGGAUCAUGGGGCAUACGCUAUUUUAACGAGCACAGAGUAAUUUUAAUAUAACUCGAUUUGUUCUGCAUAAAUAUUUGUAUUAAAUCUUGUAAUAUCUGAUGAUGAGGCAUGUCUCCAGUUAAACAUUACAGUAUCAUUGAAGUUAAAGAAAUCGCAAGAUCUAUUGAAGAUCCAACAAUUUUACCAAAGGGAAAUAAGUUUAAAAACUUUAAAGCUUCUUUUCUCUUUUCAUAAACUUUAUUCAGAAAAUGAAUCAAUGCAGCAAAACACUGAUUACCGGCAAGUUUAAUUCAUUGAAGAUUCAUUGCAUUUGGAAAACACCGACGACAUCCAAAGCAGCUGUGAUACAUUUGAGCCGUGCCAUGGGAAAACCAGCAUAGUGGCUUUGCGACCAGCAUGGAUCCAGACCAGCCUGCGCAUCCGCGCAGUCUGGUCAGGAUCCAUGCUGUUCGCUAACAGUUUCUCUAAUUGCAACAGGCUUUGAAAGCGAACAGCAUGGAUCCUGACCAGACUGCGCGGAUGCGCAGGCUGGUCUGGAGCCAUGCUGGUCGCAAAGCCACUAUGUUGGUUUUCUCAUGGCACGGCUCAUUUCUGCUUUUACAUAGUGAGGAACCCUGAAACAAAUGUGGUGUAUUCCCGGAGUACACAACAGUUUAACAUGCAAGACAAAAAAUACUGGUUAGAACUCAAGAGACUAUUGUUUACUCUAUUCUAUUUGCAUUCCCAAACAAAAGAAGUUUGACCUAUAUCUGGAGGCAUGUCGCUAAACAUUGUACCCUGACAUAAAUGUUUACUACUGUUGAUGCAAAAUCAUUCAUUUCUUUAUUUUCAAAUAUUAAUUAAAGCAUUUCUUACAUAACAGUAUUAAUGUAUGAAUAAACGUUAAACACGGGG
Molecule: messenger RNA, 3737 nt
Organism: Mercenaria mercenaria
Lineage: Eukaryota; Metazoa; Mollusca; Bivalvia; Venerida; Veneridae
Exons: 5
Coding region: 140-1684 (514 amino acids)
Source: RefSeq, a predicted model, not a curated record